Naumovozyma castellii is the source of this 1089-nucleotide messenger RNA. RefSeq lists its product as uncharacterized. The transcript has a single exon. The record is from RefSeq and is a predicted model, not a curated record. NCBI's taxonomy places the organism in Eukaryota, Fungi, Ascomycota, Saccharomycetes, Saccharomycetales, Saccharomycetaceae. Bases 1 to 1089 code for a protein of 362 amino acids.
AUGUCAGAAGUUAGCGCCCAAGAAUAUGUUUCAAAGCAGAAUUCUCUUGAGGAAGAAGCUAGGAUGAGGAUGCCAUGGAAUCCAGACAAAUGCAGCUACGAGCUUGGUGCUUUAAGACAACAAGUCUUUGCUUGUAGAACACACGGCAACAUCGGCAUCUGCUAUUCAUGCUCUAUAAUAUGCCACACCAAAUGUGAUCUUGUAGAACUGUUUACAAAAAGAAGUUUUACUUGUGAUUGCGGAACUGAAAGAGAUAAAAGUCACAAAGAUAGUGAAUAUAAAUGUGAAUUACGUAAAAAUAAAGAAGAUGAUAUACCUUCAUUUACAAACAAGUAUGGACAGAACUUCAAAGGCAAAUUCUGCAGUUGCGCCACAGAAUAUGAUCCCGAAGGUUCGUCUAUUAUGCUUCAAUGUGUUCUUGGCUUAGAGUGUGAUGAAGAUUGGUACCACGAUUACUGUAUUAUGGGACUAUCGAAGCCAGAAGCCCAGAAACUCAUCUCAACAAAUGAGACCUUAGAAGAAACUAUAAUACCUGGUUUUCCAGCGCUUGACAGUUUUGAUGCCUACAUCUGCUGGAAAUGUGUUUCAAAAUAUGACUAUUACAUCAAACAAUUGAUAUCGCACCCUCACUCAGAUUCUGUCAUAGCGUCCAUGCUUUCUCAUACCUAUGAAGACUUACAAACAUCAAAAAAUGGAAAUAAGAAGAGACCUUUAGAGGAUCCUUUACAGGCUGAACCGUAUUCAAUAUUCUUAAAAGAAAAUUAUUCAGAGUCUCUAAAAACCUUAAAACAAUCUUUGAAAAAGGAUGACAAAUUAAACAUAUUCUUAGAAAAGUUGGCACCGUUUCUUAUUAACGAUGAACCUGUUUAUGAACCUCCUGAAGAAAACAAUGACGAGGUAGACAUCUUCAAACUGACAUCUCAAUUAUUACAAGAUUCAUCAAAGAGGGCAAGUUUGAUUGAGGGGUUUUCAGCGUUUCAUUCAAUGAAAUCAAAAUUAAACGAAUAUCUAAAAACGUUUGCAGAUUCUGGUAAAGUCGUUGAAGAAGACGACAUUAAAGAGUUCUUUCAGCAUAUGAACGAUCCAUAA